UGGUCUUCAUCUUACUGUCAUCAGGAGAAGAUCUGGAUGUGUUUGACCUGGAGAAAUACUCUGCUUCAGAGGAGGCUCUUCUCAGGUUGCUGCCAGUGGUCAAAGCUUCAAACAAAGUUCUAUUGAAGAACUGUAACCUCUCAGAGAGAAGCUGUGAAGUUCUGGCCUCAGUUCUCAGCUCCCAGUCCUCUAAUCUGAGAGAGAUGGACCUGAGUAACAACAAGCUGCAGGAUUCUGGAGUGGAGUUGUUGUCUUCUGGACUGAAUAGUCCAAACUGUAUACUGGAAACUCUCAGACUUAGAUCCUGUAACCUCUCAGGGAGAACUUGUGAAGUUCUGUCAUCAGUUCUUAGCUCCCAGUCCUGCUGUCUGAGAGAAGUUGACCUGCAGAACAACAACCUACAAUAUUCAGGGGAGAAGUUGCCGUCUGGUUCAGACUGUACACUGGAAAUAUUCAGGGAGCCUGAUGGAGUCCGAUGGUUGAAACCAGGUCUGAGGAAGUAUUCCUGUCAGCUCACAAUCGACACAAACACAGUGAACAGCUACCUCCAACUGUCUGAAGACAACUGGAAGGUGACAUGUGUGGAGGAGCUUCAGUCAUAUCCUGAUCAUCCAGACAGAUUUGAUUACUAUCCUCAGUUGUUGUGUAGUGAUGGUCUGACUGGUCACUGUUACUGGGAGGUCGAGUGGAGAGGAAGAGUUUUUAUAUCAGUGAGUUACAGAAGAAUCAGGAGGAAAGGAUACAGUAAUGACUGUUUGUUUGGAUCUAAUGAUCAGUCCUGGAGUCUGAGAUACGCUGAUGAUGGUUACUAUGACUGUCACAAUAACAUAGUUACAUCCUCCUCCCCCCCCCCUCCUCCUCCUCCUCCUCCUCCUCCAUCUCUAACAGAGUAGCAGUGUAUGUGGACUGUCCUGCUGGCAUUCUGUCCUUCUACAGAGUCUCCUCUGACUCACUGAUCCACCUCCACACCUUCAACACCACAUUCACUGAACCUCUUUAUCCUGGAUUCUGGAUCGGUUCUGGUUCCUCAGUGUUUCUGUGUUGAGUCUAAAGAGUCUCCUCCUGUCAGAGAAACACUCUCACUGUUGAACAGAUAGUUCAGUCUCUACAUGUCUGUCUCUUUCACUCAGAAACAUUUUCACAUUCAGUUGGUUUCUUUCUGAAACUCUUGGAAAAGAUUCCUUGUAAACUUCGUCCUCUUCCAGUCCUUUAAAGAUGGAAGCUGGGAUUAUUCCAGGAUUCAAAGGUUUGGUUCUGUUUCCAGUUAAAGCUUCAUUUAGGGGUUUUCCUCCAAUGUGUUUCCAGUGCUAUACCAAGACUGCUGCUGGAGUUGGUUCUUUACUGGUUCUUUACGUCUCUUCCAGUAAAUGUUUGAUCCUGGCUCUUAAUAUCACCAUCAGAAGAAGUUUUAACAUUUCUAUCUCCAAUCUUUUCUGUCAUAUUUCUUGUUUGUGUCACUAAUGUAGUUUUUCUUCAUUUGAUCUGAACAGUUUUGUACUUUAGUCCCAGAUAAACAGGCUGCCUCCUCAGGAUCUGUGGGCUGUGAAGCUCAGGGUUUCUGGAACUGAUUUGUGAUGAAAAAUGAUGACGUGAGUGGAGCUGCUGUUUUAACUGCCCAGGUGGUUGUUCAGUUCCUCACUGUUAGUAUCUGCUAUGUUUUAAUGAGCCAGAUCAGUUCACAAUAUGACUUCUGAUGAGACUGUUCCU
Messenger RNA from Girardinichthys multiradiatus, 1707 nucleotides. Its product is annotated as stonustoxin subunit alpha-like. Gene Ontology annotation, molecular function: protein binding. The record is from RefSeq and is a predicted model, not a curated record. The coding region runs from base 204 to 893 and encodes 229 amino acids. Lineage: Eukaryota; Metazoa; Chordata; Actinopteri; Cyprinodontiformes; Goodeidae. The transcript is spliced from 5 exons.